This is a messenger RNA of Gossypium raimondii (Peruvian cotton), 1881 nucleotides long. RefSeq names its product zinc finger BED domain-containing protein RICESLEEPER 2-like. Gene Ontology annotation, molecular function: DNA binding; protein dimerization activity. The record is from RefSeq and is a predicted model, not a curated record. Lineage: Eukaryota; Viridiplantae; Streptophyta; Magnoliopsida; Malvales; Malvaceae. The transcript is spliced from 3 exons. Bases 1084 to 1881 code for a protein of 265 amino acids.
UCUAAUCCGAAGCAAUCAGAAUUAACACUUGUGAAGGUUAGCCAAGAAACAACGGAUUUAUCAACUUGGGUGUUUGAUAAAGAUGCUGCUAGAAAAGCAUUGGUUCGUAUGAUAAUUAUGGAUGAACUACCUUUUAAAAUUGUAAAGGGAGAGGGUUUCAAAUACUUUCUUUCUAUAGCAUGCCCACGGUUUAGUCUUCCAUCUCGUUGGACAAUUAGAAGGGAUUGUCUUGAUUUAUUUAACUCCAUGAAGAGUGUGAUGAAGAAUUGUUUUGAAAAAGAUACAAGUAGAGUUUGUUUGACGACAGACACUUGGACUUCAUUGCAGAGGAUAUCUUAUAUGGUUUUAACAGCACAUUGGAUGGAUGAUGAGUGAAGGUUGCAAAAAAGGAUUAUAAAUUUUUGCCCAAUAUCCGCUCAUAGAGGUGAAAGCAUAGGUCAAGCCAUUGAAAAAUGUCUUCGAGAUUGGGGGAUUGAGAGGGUCUUCACUAUUACAGUUGAUAAUGCAUCCGCCAAUAGUGUUGCCAUUGAAUAUUUGAGAAAGAAAUUGAAUCAUCGAAAUGUUUCUGUUGCAAAUGGAAGAUUUAUUCAUAUGAGAUGUGUUGCACACAUUCUUAAUCUCAUUGUGCAAUACGGUAUUAAGGAUGCUUCUGUGUCUAUGGAUCGAGUUAGAGGUGCUGUGAGGUAUAUAAGAGCAUCACCAUCGAGGUUGACAAAAUUCAACCAGCGGGCAAAAGAAGAAAUGAUAGAUAGUAAGGCUCAAUUGUGUUUAGAUGUGCCUACUAGAUGGAACUCAACAUAUAUGAUGUUAAAGGUGGCCGAAAAAUAUGAGCGUACAUUUGAUUCAUAUGUACAUGAUGACCAUAAUUUUUUUCUUGACCUUACUGCUGGAGAUGGAGUUCCUACAUUUGAUGAUUGGGAAAUUGUUUGAAAAAUUAUAAAAGUAUUAGAGCCUUUUUAUCAUCUUACAUUGAAGGUGUCCGGAUCUUUGCAUGUUACCUCUCAUUCACUUUUUGAAGUAUUGACGGAUGUGCAUUGUCUUUUUGAUGGGUGGCAAGAUUGUGGAGAUCUAGAUAUAAUUUCUAUGACUUCCAAAAUGAGAGAGAAAUAUAAUAAGUAUUGGGGUGAAGGAAACAAGAUCAACAUGCUAGUUUACUUGGCGGUCAUAUUUGAUCCGCGAUGUAAAAUGAGUUUUUUGGACUUUGGGGUCAACUUGCUUUUUCCUAAUGUUGCUAAUGACAUUAUGAAAAUGAUUGAUAAAGAUUUGCAUUGCUUGUUCAAUGAGUAUUCUUCUAAUGCUGGGAGAAUUGAAUUGUUUGAAGGUAGAUCUAGUUCUUCGAUAAAUCUUUGCAGUUCAAUGGAAAUAGAUCAGUCAGAAAUGAAAACGGGCUUGGCCAAACAAAAAUACCUUAAGAAGAAGAAACAAGUUGGAUUAGAAAGCAAAUCUGAAUUGGAUAGAUAUUUGGGUGAGGAUGAAGAAGUAAACAAUUCAAGUUCAUUUGAUUUACUAUUAUGGUGGAAAAUGAACAGUCCUAGAUUCCCUAUUCUUGCACAAAUGGCUCGAGAUAUUCUUGCUAUUCCUAUCUCAACAGUUGCCUCGGAAAGUGCAUUUAGCACGGGUGGACGUGUUCUCGAUAGUUUUAGAAGUUCUCUAACUCCUCUCAUGGUCGAAGCUUUGGUUUGCACACUAGAUUGGCUUCGGAAAUCUAAUGAUGCCAUCAAUCUUGAAGAUUAUUUUGAUGAACUUCAAACAAUGGAAGAUGACUUAUCCAAAAUACCCGAAGAUCAAGAAGAUGUUUCAAGAUUAUCAACGGUGUUCAAGCACAAGAAAAAACUUAAACGUUUCUAUAAUGGUUUUGAACCGAUGUGUUAUUGUUAUUAG